CAAGCGCCGGCGUGUUCCAGAUUCCAGACAGUCCAGACCAGAUCCAGUCUCGCUUGAAGAAAAAUCGGGCAAAACUGACAGAAAUCAAACCGCAUUCGCCGACCGAAUCACGAAGAAAAAUGGAUUUUCUCACCGCGGAGACCACGCUGACGAGUCCGCGCUCAAGACUUCACCCAAGCAGGUCACUCGGACCACAACACAACAAGUGGGCAGCGGCCGCGUGUUCAGCGUUCAGCCUUGCUGGAACAAAAUGGCUUUCUUCGGAAAACGCUCGCAGACGGCUUUGUCCAACAACUUCGACGACGCCAUGGGCAGCAACCAGGGUCAUCGACAAUACUUUUUUUGGCCUCUCAAAACCAAUCCAAUGACAACAUUGAGCGGCAGAAAUGGAAAAAUGUGAACCUUUCGAGGUUGUGAUGUCCUAUCAUGCACCGUUCGGUCAUCAGGCGAACCAAUGCCAGUCGAAAUCUCCCCAAGGUUGUUGCAGAGCAGUGAGCCAGGUCGAAGAGAAACGCCACUCGUCAACAGUGCAGUUUGAGGACUUGGCAGACACCGCUAGUCAAGUUUUGAAACCUGCAGAAGGCAGAGCUCCUAUGACCUGAAUUUAUUUCCACAGAUCCUGCCUGAGCUUGUCAACUUGAAGGGCGGUUUUGGAUUCAGCACCAAUGGUGGGACCGCGAUGCCUCCUUGGAAAAACAGUUUGCGAGAACGCUUGCCAUCUUCGCACUCUCGAAUUUUCCCAACAACUCUGGAGAUGCCGUGACCGACAGCCAGAUGGACGUCUUUGAAAAAAAAAAUGGAGCCCCCUCACGAACCCUGCCCUUUUGUCCCGCCCAGAGCCGGCCUUCCCCACGUCCUCGACCUCGCUGCGCCUCCACCCCUCGCUCGCGGCUUUUGCAAAAAUUAAUCUUGGGGGGUUGCCCACCUCCGAGUUGCCGGUUUGUGGGGUAAGAUUACCGAACUUCACUUCAAGAUAUUUCAGAAAUUUAAAUUUCCAAAUUAUUAAAAUUGAGAUUCUGACUAGAUGAUUUUCAGCUUCUCAUGAUAUGAACUUUGACUGGUAAAAAUUCAGCUUUCACAUAAUUUGUUCCGGCUCAAAACUUGUCAUGACUUGGACUAUAUUUUGGAUUAUUUUUGGUAACCAAUUCGUCCGUAAUUAGCAGCACUUAAAAUUUGACGGACCGCGCGAAGGGCUGGAAGACGAAAAUUAAUGCACGCACGGCAAAGUGGUCCUUGCGGCGGUGUCGGCGAGAGCGAGGUCGGCGUGCGGCGAGUUGCGGCGCGGCAGGGGCGUCGCGGAGGGGCGUCGUGGCGGCGGCGGCGGAGGGGCAGCGCGACGGCGGCCGCGGCGAGUCGCGAGCAGACAGAAGGGCACCGCGGUGCGAGGCGCGAGCACCCACACCUCCGAGCCGCACCCGUCGACGCACUCACGUGGACCCCAGUCAGCUGCGAGUGAUGGCCGCCCCCGCCGCCUCCGUGGCCGCCUCGAUGGCCGCAGCCGCCGGCCCGCCGCCGCAGCAGUUCUGCCUGCGCUGGAACAACUACCAGACCAAUUUGACCACCGUUUUCGACCAACUGCUGCAGAGCGAGGUGUUCGUCGACGUGACCCUCGCGUGCGACGGCCACUCCGUCAAGGCGCACAAGAUGGUCCUGUCCGCCUGCAGCCCCUACUUCCAGUCGCUCUUCUUCGACAACCCCUGCAAGCACCCCAUCGUCAUCCUCAAGGACAUCAAGUGGCCCGAACUCAAGGCCGUCGUCGAGUUCAUGUACCGGGGCGAGAUCAACGUCCUCCAGGAGCAGAUCGGUCCUCUCCUCAAGGUUGCAGAAACGCUGAAAAUCCGCGGCCUGGCCGACGUGAACGGUGAGCCGGAAGGGCACCACGCGCCCCCUCUGGCCGCCCUGCGCUCGCCAGGACCCACCCUGGAGUCGUCCCCGAAAAAAUGCGGCAGCCCCGACGGCAACUCGUCGAUCGCCGACGAGCCGCUGGCGCUGAAAAUGCAGCAGCAGCGCCCCAAGAAGCGGCGCCGCGCGUCCGGCGGCGAAAAGAGUUCUUGCAGCAGCUCGGGCAGCCCCGACGACGGGGCCAUGGGCGCCCCCGCAAACCCGGCCGCCAUCCCCACCGUGCACCUCGAGCUGCUCGAGUCGAUGGCCGGCGGCAUGAUGGAGCCGUCGGUGGCCGCCGCAAUGGCCGCCUCCCUCGCCGGCCUCUCGCCCCAGGAGCACUGCCGCCAGCCGUCGGGCACCCCCGACUCCAUGGUCGGCCUGCCGCCCCCGGCGCUCCACCCGCCUCCGCCGCCCCAGUCCGUCUCAGAUGACCUCGAGAUCAAGCCGGGCAUCGCCGAGAUGAUCCUCGAGGAAGAAAGGGCAAAACUUCUCGAGUCAUCGCACGCCUGGCUGGGAGCUUCAACUUCUUCAAUUAAUGACAGUUACCAGUACCAGUUGCAGAGCAUGUGGCAGAAAUGCUGGAACACAAACCAGAGCCUGGUGCACAACCUGCGUUUCCGCGAGCGCGGCCCCCUCAAGUCAUGGCGGCCAGAGACGAUGGCCGAGGCCAUCUUCUCGGUGCUGAAGGAGGGCCUGUCGUUGUCGCAGGCGGCCAGGAAGUACGACAUCCCGUACCCGACGUUCGUCUUGUACGCCAACAGGGUGCACAACAUGCUCGGCCCGUCGGCCGACGGCGGUGCAGGUGAGAGUCGGUUAGAUUUGCGGCCGAAAGGUCGAGGUCGUCCUCAACGCAUUUUGCUCGGCGUUUGGCCGGAAGAGCACAUCCGCGGUGUGAUUCGCGCCGUCGUUUUCCGCGACCCGGCCCACAUAAAGGAAGAAGCCCAGACUUUAGCUAGACUGUACUGCAUGCAAGACCCAAUGGCGCAGUCACAGCAGCAGCAGCAGCAACCCUUUCCGAACCUGGCCCCGAACGGUUCGAUGCCCGACGGCGGCGGCCGUUCGGUCACGCCCACGCCCAGUUCUGCGGCGGCCGCCGCAGUGGCCGCCGUGGCCCAGGGCCUGAGGCAGCAAAUGUGCGGUCUGGCCGCGCCCGGCAGCGAGGCCGGCGGCCAGCAAGGGCCGUCGAGCGCGGCCGUGGCCGCGCUGGCCUCUGCGCUGCUGGGCCGCGACGCCGCCGACAACAUGCACCAGGCGGCGGCCACCGCGCUCAACAACAACACGAUGAACGCGCUGCUGAACAACGGCACCGGCGGCGGCGGCCUCCGCGGCCACCCCGCCAGCAUGGCCGCCCUGACCAACCUGAGCCAAUACAAGCAGCACUCGUUGUUCGGGCAGACGCGGCCGUCCGAGGUGAUGUACCAGGAGCACGAGUCGGCGGACGAACAGGCCAAGAGCAAUCACCACCAGCACCACCCGAUGGACGGCGUCGACGAAAACGACGGGCUGCACCAUCAGCAGGUCAAGCCCAUGGACAGCACAAACGCGGCCGUGCUCGACGCCCGAGUCGAGUGAAUGACUUUCCGAGCGUUUUAUUCAGAGCAUUUAUUUGAAUAAAUGCACGUGUCAAAUAUUGUAAAUGUAUUCGCGUCAGGCCGAGGUUGUAGAUGGCCCCGCACUGACCGAGCUUUGGUGUGAGAGAGAGGAACGUCCGCGAUGCUUAAUUGUGCAGACUUUGAAAUUCAGAAAAUGCCGCCACAUUUUGCUAUUUUAAAAUUUUAUUUAAAUUUUAAUAGAUUUAUAAUAUAUUUUAUUCAAUUUUUAUAUAUUUUAAAAAUACCUAAAGCCAGGCAAAUUUUCCGCUGCAGAGGUGAAAAAUUUUAUGGACCUGUAAAACCCAGACAGUUUUUGUAAAAUAUAUAAUAUUUUUGCGAUUUACAAUUGUUUUUGGUUGGUACCAAAAAAAAAUUGAAACAUCAAUCUGGGCUUCGUGGUUUCGCAAUUAAAAUCACUGCCGAUCAUAUAAAAUGUGAAAGAUUGUUAGGCACGAUGCACGAUUGGAGUCAUAAUUCCUCAAAAAUGAACAGCCUUGGCUGUGGGAAGCGGUCAUUUUUCUUUGUCCAGUGUCAGCAUUUAUAACAUAAAAGGCAUUAAAAAUUCAUGACGUGCCCAUCAUCUUUAGUUUCCCUUGUAAUCGAUUAUUCCAAAUUUUAUGCACAUAAAAAUAGAAAAUAAUGACGCAGUUGGAUGCAAAUUCUGCCAAAUGAUUUGUUAUUCACACACAUAUUUAAUUUGUGUGUCUACUUAAUUUUGCAUAUAAUUUGUGGCUGUGAAUGUAUAAUUUUGUUCAAUCAAUGAUGAAAAAAUAUAUAUUAUUUAAAGGUAGCGACACUAUAGAGACUCCUAAAAUCUCAGAGGUAUUAGUGCGGCUUGUUUUAUAAUUUCAUAAUAUAAUAGAUAAUUUUAAAAUACUUUUUUAAAAAGAAGCGUCAAAAUUAUAAAAGAAAAGGCCAGGUUUUGAUGGGAGUGAGUCACGAAAUCGUUUUGGUCCUGUGAUACAGAAUUUAGACUCGCUCUCAGUGUAUAUAUAAUAUAUAAUUUUUUGUAAAAUCGAAUAGUCUACGUAUUAGGCGCGGCAGUUCAUGAUGUGUGAAUGUGUAUAAAUUAUAUAUAUAUAUAUAUAAAUUAAAACUUCAUUAUAAAAUAUAUAAAAAGAUUACGGCGCGUAAUUGUGUUGUUUCAAUGUUGGAUGGUCAUGCGUAUAAUAAUAUCAUAGUGCGACAUAUUUGUGUAAAUUUCAACCCCUGAGUUGAGUUUUCGAUGUUGAAAGUGGCCUUCCAGCGUUUCGGACACCCCAAAACACGCAGGUCCAGUCAGCAGAGAUUGCAAAACAUCUUUCGGCUUCGACAAGCGCGGAUUUAAGAGUUUGCUCGAGCUCGGUGCCUCAACCUGCAAUUUGACAACAGACUGGUGGAUUUAAUUUUGAUUUUCUUAUCGAUAGACAUUUUAAUUUUUAAUACCACCAGUCAUGAGAGCAAAAGAAAAUGAUAAAAAAAACUUCAGGCGCAAAAACAAGACAUUUAGGCAUUUUUGAUUGAAUGUGUUCAAUGUAAAGAAA
This is a messenger RNA of Neocloeon triangulifer, 4999 nucleotides long. RefSeq names its product protein bric-a-brac 1-like. NCBI's taxonomy places the organism in Eukaryota, Metazoa, Arthropoda, Insecta, Ephemeroptera, Baetidae. The coding region runs from base 1456 to 3456 and encodes 666 amino acids. Gene Ontology annotation, cellular component: nucleus. The transcript has 11 exons. The record is from RefSeq and is a predicted model, not a curated record. Gene Ontology annotation, biological process: regulation of transcription by RNA polymerase II. Gene Ontology annotation, molecular function: DNA binding; protein binding.